Messenger RNA from Prorocentrum cordatum, 2935 nucleotides. The record is from the annotation of a GenBank genome assembly. Lineage: Eukaryota; Dinophyceae; Prorocentrales; Prorocentraceae.
AUGGAGCAGCACGUGGGCAGGGCGCUGGAGGCCGCGUGCCGGGCAGCCACGCGGCUGGAGCCGCGCACGCCGCACCAGCUGCCCCCCGCGAGCCACCCGUGCUUCUCCGGCUGCUACGACUGGCACAGCGCGGUGCACACCCACUGGCUCCUGGCGCGCUGCCUCCGCACGCGCCCGGGCCUGCCCGCCUGCGCGCGGGCCGCCGAGAUCCUCGGGGAGCACCUCAGCGCGCGGAACGUCGCCGUGGAGGUCCAGGGCCUGGCCAGACCGGGCGGCGUCAUGGCCUCGCCGACCCUGGCAGGGGUGGCCGGGGAGGCGCAGACGCCGAUCUUGGCCCGGCUCGGUGGGGUGGUCGGACGACGUCGCCCGCACAGCGAGCCGCCAGGCUGGGAGGCGCCCUACGGCCACGCGUGGCUCCUGGCCCUUGCCGGCGAGCUCGCCGAGGGCGCCGCCGCGGGAGGCGCGUGGUCCGCGGCGUGCGCCGCUGGCCUCCAGGCGCUGCGGCCGCUGGAGCGCGCGGUGCGCGAGCGCUUCCACGGCUGGGUCCGCGGCCUGGAGGCGCCCAACCGCGGCGGCGUCCACGGGAACACGGCCUUCGCGCUGCUGCUGGGCAUCAGGUAUGCUCGGUCGUGCCCAGAGCGGGGCGACGCCGCGGGCUUCCUGCUGCGCGCCUGCCGCGAGGCCGUAGCCCGCUUCUUCGGGGCUGGAGCCCUGCCGCCGCCAGAUCCUGGCCCCGGCGUGCCCUUCCUCGACGCGGAGCUCACGGAGGCGCUGGUCGUUGCCGAGGCCCUCGGCGACGGCGCGGCGGUGCCCGCGUGGCUCGACGGCGGCACGGUGGAGCGCUUCACGAGCCGGGCCCCUGCCGACGGGGACCCGCACGACGUCAAGACGUGCCACCUCAUCGGCAGGAACUUCGCCACCGCCGAGGCCCUCGCCGAGCUCGCCGCGCGCCUCGCCGCCGGCGCCGCCGCCCCCGGCGGCGCCGGCAGCCCUGCGGCAGAGGCCGAGGCCGCGGGCCUCCUCUCCGCGGCGCGGCGGCACUUUGCCGCCGGCGCGCCGCACCUCGACUGCGGCGGGUGGAUGGGCGACCACUGGGUCGGCACCUUCGCGCUGCUCGCGGCCGAGGCGCUGGGCCGCGCGGAGGCCGCGCUCGCCGCGCUGGCGCGGGCGCCCGCGGGGCCGCCCGAGAAGCGGCCGCGCCCCGGGCCGGCCGCCGCGGGGGCACCGCCGCGGCGGCGGCUGCUGCUGCACGGCGGGCGGGUGGUGCAGGUCGAGGCCGACGGGCGCACGCUGCGGCCGCGGGCCUGGCUCCUCGCGGAGGACGGCGUCGUGAGCCGAGCGGGCGACGAGCCGCCGCCGCGGGAGCUCCUCGAGGGCAGCGAGCUCGUGGACCUGCGCGGGCGCGUGGCGGUGCCCGGGCUCUUCGACGCGCACGUCCACGUCUUUUCGCUGGGGAAGGAGGGCCGCGUCGUGGACCUCUCGGGCUGCACGUCCAUGGAGCAAUUGCAGGAGCGAGUGCGCCAGGGCGCCUCGGACCCCCGUUUCGCGCGCGCCCUGGGCCCCUACCUGCGGUGCGGUCACUGGGACCAGGACGAGCUCGGCCGGAUGCCCACGCGCGCGGACCUGGAUGCCGCCUGCCCCGACCUGCCGGUGGUGGCCGACCGGCGGUGCUUCCACGUGUCCGUCGUGAACACGCGCGCCCUCGAGGAGCUGGGGCUCGGCCCGGACACUCCGGACCCCGCUGGAGGCACGAUCGACCGCGAGGGCGGGGGCGUGGGCCGAGGCCAGCCGACCGGCGUGCUCCGAGAGGGGGCCCUGGAGCUGCUGAAGCCGCUGACGGGCCAGCAGCUGCCCCUGGCCGACAAGAAGCAGCUGCUGCUCGACGGCCUGCGGUGCUGCAUGGAGCGCGGCGCCACGGCAGUCCAGACGAACGACUCCCAGGAGAUCGGCGACAUCGCCGGGUCGUGGGACGCGUACGCCGAGCUCGCCGACGAGGGGCGCCUCCCGUGCCGCGUCUUCCUCACCGUGGGCCACGCAGAGAUCGGGACCGGCAGCGCGCCGCCGGUGCCCCUGGUGCACGAGUCGGGGCUCCUAUCCUGCGAUCGCGCGAAGAUCUGGACCGACGGCGCGAUGGGCGCACGGACGGCCGCCAUGUUGGAGCCAUACGCUGACGACCCCGGGAACACGGGGAACCUGAGCAUGAGCCCAGACGAGAUCAGCGCCGCCGUGGCCAAGGCGAAGAGGCACGGCUUCCGCCUCGAGGCGCACGCCAUAGGGGACCGCGCUGCGCAGGAGGUCCUGAAGGGGUUCGCCGAACAUCUGCAGCCAGCAGAUAGGCCAGUCAUGACUCACUGCCAGGUCUUGAAUGCCGACCUCGUCGGUCGCAUGGCCCAGCAGGGCGUCGUAGCGAACGUUCAGCCACAGUUCGUGCCCUCGGACGCGUACGGCGUCGCCUCGCGGCUUGGCGCGGGGACGGAGAGGCUUCGGCAUUCGUACGCUUGGCGGACGCUGCGGGAACGUGGUGUGCGGCUGGCAGGCGGCAGCGAUGCACCGGUGGAAGCCCCAGACCCGAUCGCGGGGAUACGUUGCGCGAUGACGCACGAGUCGGACCCCGAGGUGCCGUGCAGCACGCCGCUCGCCGCUGCGCAGCGCUUGGACCUCGGCGACGCCCUGGGCAUGUACACGGCGGGGGCGGCCUUUGCGGCGCGCGCCGAGCGCUUCCUGGGCUCGCUGCGCGAGGGCGAGGAGGCCGACUUCGUGGUGCUGCCCGCCGCCGUCGGCUGGCCGCCCCCGCCCGAGGACCUCGUGGGCGUCGCGCCCGACGAGGUCUGGGUCCGCGGCCGCUGCGCUCGGCGCCGCGCGCCCGCCGCCGGGCCCCUGCCCCCCGCCCCCGGCGCCGCCGCCGCCGCCGCGGCCGCCAGGGCCGGCGUGCGAG